Messenger RNA from Micropterus dolomieu (smallmouth bass), 4321 nucleotides. It is a transcript of the gene wbp1lb, whose product is annotated as WW domain binding protein 1-like b. The coding region runs from base 444 to 1550 and encodes 368 amino acids. Lineage: Eukaryota; Metazoa; Chordata; Actinopteri; Centrarchiformes; Centrarchidae. The transcript has 4 exons. The record is from RefSeq and is a predicted model, not a curated record.
GGGUCGAGGUGACCACGCCACACCCAGCAGACCGAGGCAGAGUGCCUGUGCUGAAGGAACGGCUUGUGUAACAGCCAUAUCACUGGCACCGACAGCGACCAGUUGCGCCAGCACCGUGCCUUGUUGAAAUGUCUAGUACGCAUUCAGGCGGCGUCUCAGCGAGACAGGGGCUGAGAAAUAGUUGAGGAUAUUCGGACACAGUUCCUGAACAACAGUGUUUGCAUGCGUAUGUUUUUUGCCGUAGCUGUAGCUACUUUUUCGAGGAAUGAGAGGCGUAUGUUCGGCUCUUAAAAUGGGAUUGUUUUUGCACGCUGUUGGCUCUGUCUCCCCCACCGAGUCCGCAGCAGACAGGAGCCUACUGCACUGUGAAGGUGUUAACAACCAGAGCUACAUCUGUGAGUCUGGACACUGCUGCGGGGAGUCUCAGUGCUGCAGCUACUACUAUGAGCUCUGGUGUAAGUAUCCUGCCUCCACAAUCCUCAAUAUUGCUAGCCCCCACAGUUCCUUGGGUGCGACUUCCGGACCUUCGUUUCGUUGAACCGGCAUCUGCUAGAAUUAGCGGGUUUUGGUUGGUUUGGGCGAUCAUCUUCAUUUUGAGCUGCUGCUGUGUGUGUCACCAUCGGCGCACCAAACACCGGCUGCAGCAGCAACAACGGCAGCACGAGAUCAACCUCAUUGCUUACCGCGAAGCACACAACUACCCCUCCCUGCCCUUCUACUUCAGGUUUCUGCCAAACUACCUCCUGCCUGACUAUGAAGAGGUGGUCAACCGGCCACCGACUCCUCCCCCUCCAUACAGUGCCUUACACACAGGCCCAUCCCCCGUGGCUUCUAGUCCACUGGCUCCUGAGCAGCAGGACAGACACUGUCCAACUAUCCAGCCCACUCCGGUGACCCCGGUCUCCGACGGUCUGUGUUGCAGGCCCACCAUAGAGGAACCACAGGCCCCCACCUUAGACUUCAGACCAAAGCCUGACAAGUCCAUGCAGACAGCACAAGAUUCAGGCAUGAUACUGCUGUCAGAUGGGCUCAAUAGGGAGGGACUUAAUUGCCAGGAGAAAAGGAGUGGAGGUGGGGUUGACUCCUGCAAGGACGCACUGCUGAAGGACCUGUCAGAGGGUUGUGCUGAGGACAAAGAUCGACUCCCCAAUGGAAGGAGGAGGCGAUUCACUGGGGACUCUGGGAUUGAGGUGUGUGUAUGCGGCACACGUGGGAGCAGCGGUUUAAGUGGAGCUGGAGGGACAGGCCAGGAAGGCCAGGAGUUGAGGGAGCUAGAGAGCCUGCUGGGGUGCGAGGGACAUGACGAGGAGGAGGGGGAGGAGGCGGGCGACUUCUGUGACAGCUGCGGUCAUCGAGCCUCCUUCAGUGUAGAGGAGGAGCAGGCGCUGGGCGGGCCGGAGAGGCGGGUCGUGCGGGGGCCAUCAGGACCUCCUCAGCCGUCUCACCAGAUAGGAAGCGCUUCGCUUCUCCCUCCAGUGUGCCUCCUCCUCCACACCAUCAACGAGCAGGAGGGACCGCACCACAGCACCAGCAAUGAACCGCAGGGCUGAAACACAGUUGACACACCUUUGUGUCAUAGAGGGAAGGAGAGAGUACUUGAGACAGAGCGUAGAGGCAUAAGCUUUUGCAUUUGAGCAAGUGUUUUAUGUCUAAAUGCUUCCUAAGUGAGUAUUUUUAUGAAUGUGUGCAUCUUAGAUAAAACAGGUGGGGAGCAGGAUGUAGAAUCUCAACUAAAAACCACUGAGAUCCAAAGGUUGAGAAAGCCUACUCCUCCCCACACUGGAACAGUGGCCUUAACCUGUGUAUCUGGGGUUAUAUUUGGGCAGCACAAGCCCUUUAACAGCCUCUGGCAAUUGAGACUUCUCUCUCACACACACACACACACACACACACACACACACACACACACACACAGACAGUUGUCCUUCUCACACAACGAAAGCUACCGAUACACAGUCACAGACUCAAUAGCUGACGCUGUGACGUCAGGACAAUCACUGCCCAGGAUGAAUGCAGCUCUCCUCACCAGGUGCUUGCAACAGUUCUGCAAAGCUGUUCUCUGCGGGCAGGAAACGUAAAAAUUGUGGAUUGAGUGCAGUGUGGGAUUACCACUGUGUGCGCUUAUGCAAACUGAUUUCAGUACAGGGACACUAGAACAAGGCCGUGUGGGAUGUGCCGUUAGAAUUGUGCUUCGAAAGUGCUUUUUCAGCGAUUUAAAAACCGCUCUGCCUUGUGCUGUCUGUUGUUCUUUAUCUGCCCGGCUAGUGUUAGAGAGGUUCAUUAACAAAUUUUAAUGUGAGCAGUUCCUAUUUUGCACAAAACAUAUUUAUCUUUAUAAAUGAAGCUUUCAGCUAAAAAAAUCUUAACAGAAAAUGCUUUCAUUAAUUUAGUCUUAAAUUGCCUUACAUGAUUAGUCUGUAAGAAAUGGACCUCUGAGAAUUGUUAGUAGGGAAUGCAACAGAUUCACUUUAUACACAAUAAUUUUUAAAAAUGUAUUCCUUGAAUGUUUGCAGUACGUGCCUAACCCCCCCAAAAAUGCAGAAUUGUGAUGAACAACAAGCUUUAGUGAAACUGAGAAAAGAACCAAGAAAAGAAUAGUAAGCUUCUUAGAGAUUACAGAUGGGCAACAUCCGACCUCAAACUUUUACGUCAGUCACAUCAAUAGAUUACCACCUUCACCAGCUAUACAGUAUAAAAACAUAUGCAUUUACACUCUUUGUAUUGGAUUUUCAUAUUAGCACAAUUUUACCAUGCUUUAGCCGUGGUAUUCAUUAACCAAACUUUUCACAACAGCCUCUUGAAGGGUCCAUUAUGGCUGAUUUAAGUCAUCUGGACUAGUGUGAUUUUCACCAAAAUAUGGUUUGUUAACUUAUUUUUGUCUUCUGUAUUUGUGAUUUUCAAUCUGAGAGAUGAAAUGCUCCUUUUUAGGUCGAAAAAACACGUUUUAGUGUAUUGGGGUUUCAUCAUUUGAGGGAUAUUCAUCCAUUACUCAACUUUAUGUGAAGGUGAUUAAUCCUAUAAUGGCCAUUGUUGAGGAGCAAACGGCCAGUGUGCACACCAACAGAAGUAUUUAACCCAACAGGACAAUUUAAGAAUAAAAUUUCAUGUACAGUUGCGGCCUGCUGAGUGGAAAAAUCCCUCUUUUGGAAUGACAGCUAGAUAAAAAAUAAACUAAAACAACAGAAGCAAAGACCAAGAAACAGAUAUGGUAAUAAAAUAACAAUUUGAUUGUUGUCUUUUGUUAUUCUUAAUAUCUAAAUAUGUCUAUUAUAAACAAGAGUUUGCACAAUACGAUAUUUCUGACAGGCAUGUGUUUUUUUAUGAUGGACAAACAGUACAAGUUAACAAGCAACAUGUAUAACGCAGCACUGCAGAUGUAAAACAAAGACCACACAAAAACAGACUUGGAGCAUUAAUAAGUUAUCAGUUCCAUUAAUGUAUCUUCUUUGGAAGACUCUGAAAUGCCUUUAAGAUCCUGAAUGUUUUAAACCUAACCAAAUCUUACGGGAGCUGUAACACACUAGAUGUUGAUUUGAUGAUUAAUGAACACACAUUAAUGUAAAACAAAUUGAGCUAAGUAAAAUAUUUUCCCCUCUGAAAUGAACUGGAACUGGUGACACUACAGACUUUCCUUGGAGCACCCUCAAAAAGGCACAAAUUGCAAUGUCUGUCGAGCACAAAUGUUGCAGCCAUAUACCCUAAAACAAUCUAGCAGUGGAUCCCAGAAUGUCUAGCAUAUGUUCAAUUGUAAGACGAACUUUCUGUAUUAACAGUAAGAUGACUUAGUUGUACCCAUCAAUGCCUGAACACACUCUAAAGUGCUUUACAGUAUAUGUUCAUGCUUUUUGUGAGUUAGAAAGUAAUGUUGUGUAAUUGUGGUACAUGUAUUACCAAGAUGAGCUAUUUUCAGCUGAAUCCUUUAAACAAUUAUUGGAACUGUAUAAAAUUUCAGAACCACUUUUAAUAUUCUGUAACAUGUUUGUGAACCAAAUAUUAGCUUUCGUAAUUUAUGAAAUCAUUAGUUUUAUAGUUAUGGACAGAUUUUUCUCUCAUUGUGUAGGUAUUAUUUUUUCUGUUAAAGAAAGAUAUAACUUCUUUUGAGACUUAAUCCUGAAGUUGUGCAAAGGGUACGUUUGACUAACAACACAGUAGAUGAGUUAACAAUUUCAGGGGCAUCUUGCCAAAGACACGUUUUCUUUCCUCACCAGUGUGUGUGUGUAAGGUGGUUUUGCACAUAUUCUUUGAAUGUUCUGAUCAUAAGCCAUUUACUACAACAACCAUGAUGGGUGUAUGUUCAAUAAACAUACGAUUUUAAAUUCAA